Molecule: messenger RNA, 800 nt
Organism: Paralichthys olivaceus (Japanese flounder)
Lineage: Eukaryota; Metazoa; Chordata; Actinopteri; Pleuronectiformes; Paralichthyidae
Source: RefSeq, a predicted model, not a curated record
CUGUGCACUGCUGAACAACACUGAUGCUUCAGUGUAAGGCUCCCCUCUGCAAAACACCUGCCAGCACAGCUCGGAACGUACAGAAGGGAAUGACUCGACUUAACAGCAGAUCAGUGCCACUCAUCUGCUAGACUGCUCAACAAGUUGCUGUACAGCAGCAUGCCUUUAUGUUUGCCUCCAGCACAAGCAGAAGCAUUAUGGAAGUGAAAGAGCGACGUCCAUACUGCUCACUCACCAAGAGCCGCAGAGACAAAGAGGGACCAUACACUGGUUCAUCAGGGGACAGUGAAGACUGUACCAUUGGCUCUCAGGGACUACGAGUCCCUACUCAGAAGUCCUACUCCUCCAGUGAAACACUCAAGGCCUUUGACCAACACCAAGACCAGACCAGGUUACUGUACGGGACAACCAAGGGACACAAAGAAAUGGUUCACCGUGAACAGGAUGAUUAUAACAGACAAGGUCAGCAUUUCAGUCUUCGUCAGCUGGGAAUCUGUGAGCCACCAUCACGUCGUGGCCUGGCGUUCUGCUCUGACAUGGGCCUGCCUCACCGCGGGUUCUCAGUUGGCACAACCCCGGACUUAGACACUGAUAGUCAGGCCGUGAUGUCACCAGAGCGCGCCAUGCGGCUUUGGGGCCGCGGCGGUCUGGGUAAAUCAUCCGGGAGGAGUUCCUGCCUGUCCAGCCGUUCCAACUCAGUGCUGACUCUUACUGACACCGAGCAUGAGAACAAGUCAGACAGCGACAAUGAAUCCAUUCAACUAGAUCCAUUACCAGAAGUGCAGAGGGAGAAGGAGUGA